Molecule: messenger RNA, 1166 nt
Organism: Fomitiporia mediterranea MF3/22
Lineage: Eukaryota; Fungi; Basidiomycota; Agaricomycetes; Hymenochaetales; Hymenochaetaceae
Product: kinase-like protein
Exons: 6
Coding region: 287-1030 (247 amino acids)
Biological process (GO): protein phosphorylation
Molecular function (GO): ATP binding; protein kinase activity
Source: RefSeq, a predicted model, not a curated record
CUUGCUCCAAGAGACGGUACUGCAACGCAUUGUUGAUUUGGUUCAGAAAACAAUUAAACAUGUCGUCUCGCGUGGUCACGAUGUUAGAGCGCUGGAUCGCUUCUUGAAGCACAUCGUGGAGAAGCGUAGCAUUCUCCCUUCAAGCAUCUUUCUGUCGGGUGUUCGCCGCACUGCAGUGAAUUCCGAACGAGGCGGGGGCUUCGCCGAUGUUUACAAGGGCGAAUACGAAGGCAGAGUUGUCGCUUUGAAGGUGUUGCGAAUUUACUCGAUUCAAGACCAAGAAAAGAUGCAACGUGACUUCUGCAAAGAGGCUCUACUCUGGCGGAACCUUGACCAUCCGAAUGUCUUGCCUUUCCUCGGAAUCUGUCGUGACCAGUUUGCGCCCAAGAUGGCUUUGGUAUCACACUGGAUGAAGAACGGAUCUCUUUCCGAAUAUCUUAAAAAGAAUCGGUCUGCAGACUGCCUGAAAUUCGCGAUUGGUGUGGCUCGUGGUCUCGACUAUCUUCAUAACCUGAAGCCAAACAUCGUCCAUGGUGAUCUGCGUGCAGACAACGUUCUCGUUGACGAGAAUGAUGAGCCCAGAAUCACUGACUUCGGACUCGCACGGGCCGUCGAUUCACAGGGCCCCCAGAUCACGUCAUCUUUCAAAGGCAAAGGGGCAACACGCUGGCAAGCACCCGAACUAAUUAUUGCAUCCCAGUUUGGCGAGGACUUAAGCAAGGUAACGACGAAGAGCGACGUCUACGCCUUUUCCUGUGUUUGUUUGGAGAUUUUCUCGGGGAAAGUUCCCUUUGCUGAACUUCGUGACGGUACUGUUAUCCUGGAGGUCGCCGUAAGGAAUAGGAGACCCGCUUGGCCCGGGCCUGCCGCUGCUGCCAAGGGUUUGACUUCGGAUGUAUGGUUCAUUAUGCACCUUUGUUGGAAAACACAGCCUACCGAGAGACCAGAUAUGUCGCUCGUCGCCAAUCAUCUCGAGGGCAUCGAAACGCAGAACAAGUCUCCCACAGGUGACCCAACACAGGCGACUUGAAACUUCUCUUUUUUUUCUUUUUUUGUCUUCGCGUCCUCUUUCGUCGCUCUCAAUCUUACAUUAAGUUGCUUAUCUGAAGCCUUAAUACGAAGUAUACCACUGUUUUCUGCCUGUUUUCGAAUCGAAAAUAUACCUC